Messenger RNA from Penicillium roqueforti, 1665 nucleotides. Its product is annotated as MFS transporter. The transcript has 3 exons. Gene Ontology annotation, molecular function: transmembrane transporter activity. The record is from RefSeq and is a predicted model, not a curated record. Gene Ontology annotation, biological process: transmembrane transport. Lineage: Eukaryota; Fungi; Ascomycota; Eurotiomycetes; Eurotiales; Aspergillaceae. Bases 1 to 1665 code for a protein of 554 amino acids.
AUGGCUGUCGUUCCCGAGGCCACUGUCUCCAACAAUGAGAUCCCUCAGCAAGUCAAGAAUUCACAGGCAUCCUCUCGACGCAUGUCCUGGAUCCAAUAUCUUUUCUUCCACGCACGCCUCAACGACAAUGUCUGCAACCAGAAUUACACUGGUAAAGGUACAGAAGAUGACCCAUACAUUAUCGAUUACCUGCACAAUGACCACCAAGACGCCAUGAAUUUUUCCAAUGGGCGAAAAUGGGCCAUCUCCAUUCUCCAGUCUCUAUCCACGUUUGUGGUGACCUUUUCCAGCUCGGUGUAUGUGAGCGGCAUCGGAGGCAUCGAGCAGCAAUUUAACGUGUCGGAGGAGGUGGCCACGCUGGGCUUGUCGCUCUUCGUGUUAGGGUUCGCUGUAGGACCGCUGAUAUGGGCGCCUCUUUCGGAGAUGUAUGGCCGCAAGUCCAUCUAUGUGAUUUCGUUCAUGGCGUACACGGCGUUCAGCGUGGCGGCGGCCUGCUCUCCCAAUAUCGCGGCCUUGCUGGUUCUUCGCUUCUUCGCUAGCGCAUUUGGUUCGUCGUCGAUGACCAAUACCGGGGGUGUCAUUGCCGACAUGUUUAGCAAGACACAGCGCGGAGUCGCAACGGGAUUUUUUGUCACAGCUCCUUUUCUGGGACCUGCGCUUGGGCCCCUUGCCGGUGGUUUUCUUGCUGAGAAACAGGGUUGGCGCUGGCCUCUCGGGUUAAUCGCUAUAAUGGCAGGCGUGGUCUCGAUUAUCACGAUGCUGAUCACCCCCGAAACAUACGCACCGUUAAUUCUCCAACGUCGAGCCGAAGCCCUUUCCCGGGUGACAGGACGAGUAUAUGUGUCUAGGAUCAAUGCGGGAAAGCCGCCCAAGACCUUCUCGCAGGAGCUAUUGAUCUCUCUCACGCGCCCCUGGAUCUUGUUGUUCCGCGAGCCCAUUGUCUUGCUGACGUCGCUGUACGUCGCCAUCAUCUAUGGCACACUUUACAUGUUUUUUGCCGGGUUUCCUAUCGUCUUCCAAUAUACUCGAGGCUGGAGCCAGGGCAUCGCCGGACUUCCGUUUAUCGGCGUCGCCAUUGGCGUCUGUCUUGCCACGCUGGCGGCCGGCGUAGACAACAAACGCUAUGUGCGUCUUUGCAAGGAGAUCGACGCAGGAGGAGGCACAGUCGAGCCAGAAGCCAGACUGAGUACGGCUAUGGUAGGCUCUUUCGUGGUUCCGAUUGGAUUGUUCAUGUUUGCCUGGACGACGUAUCCAUCGGUGCACUGGAUUGUACCCAUUAUCGGUGCCGUGUUCUUCUCGUGCGGACUCGUCAUGGUCUUCAUCUCGCUGAUGAGCUACCUGAUCGACUCUUAUACCGUCUAUGCUGCUUCUGUUAUGGCAGCCAACUCAGUGGUUCGGUCCUUGUUCGGCACUGCGUUUCCGUUGUUUACCACCCAAAUGUACGAGAAGCUCGGAAAUCAAUGGGCGAGCUCCAUUCCUGCAUUCCUAGUUCUUGCGUGCGUGCCUUUCCCGUUUCUUUUCUACAAGUACGGCCCGCAGAUACGCAGCAAGUGCAAGUAUUCCCUCGAAGCAGCUAAGGUGCUGGAGACGAUGAGCCGUCGGCAAGGCGCCAUGAUUGUAGGUGAGCCAAAUGGGCUAGAGAGUAAGGUUGAAGAGACUGUUUAG